GCGCCUCGCCUGCCAUUUCUUCACCAAGUUUUUCUUACACUUGCCUGGUGGGACUGUUGGGCCUUAACACCCGAAGCAGCUUCUUUGAACCCACAAACCAACCAAGCAGUCAAGUAACCAUGAGCAAAUCCUACUCCUCGUCAACCCAGAGUGCCUCCUCCUACCGCCGGACCUUUGGGUCUGGUGUUGGUUCAUCACCAAUGUCAUCCCUCUUCUCCUCCUUAGGAGGAGGUCGAGGCUCUGCUUCCAGCCAUAUGUCUUCCAGAGUGUACGAGGUCAAGAGUUCCGCUGUUCCCUCCUUCUCCAGCUUCAGAGUUUCUUCUGGAGCUGGGGGAGCAGGAUUUGGCUCCUCAACAGCUGUGCGUACCUAUGGAGGCGAGAAGCUCGACUUUAACCUUGCAGACGCCAUGAACCAAGACUUUCUCAACACAAGGACCAAUGAGAAGGCCGAGCUUCAGCACCUCAACGACCGCUUCGCCAGCUACAUUGAGAAGGUACGCUUCCUGGAGCAGCAGAAUGCUGCCCUGACCGUGGAGAUCGAGAAGCUGAGGGUUCGCGAGGGUCCUGGCCGUGUGGCUGAGCUGUAUGAGGAGGAAAUGAGGGAGCUGAGGAGGCAGAUCGAGACCCUCACCAACCAACGUGCCAGGGUGGAAGUGGAGAGGGACAACCUGGCUGACGAUCUGCAGAAACUAAAGCUAAGACUGCAAGAAGAAAUCCACCAGAAGGAAGAAGCUGAGAAUAACCUAUCUGCCUUCAGAGCUGAUGUUGACAGUGCCACUCUGGCCAGGCUGGACCUGGAGCGGCGCAUUGAGAGCCUGCAAGAAGAGAUUGCCUUCCUCAAGAAAAUCCAUGAAGAGGAGAUCCGAGAGCUGCAGAGCCAGAUGCAGGACACUCAGGUCCAGAUCCAGAUGGACAUGUCCAAGCCUGAUCUGACUGCUGCUCUCAGGGACAUCCGCAUGCAAUAUGAAGCCAUCGCUGCAAAGAACAUUGCAGAGGCUGAAGACUGGUACAAGUCUAAGGUGUCUGAUCUGAACCAAGCUGUGAAUAAGAACAACGACGCUCUGCGCCAGGCCAAACAGGACACCAUGGAGUACAGGCACCAGAUCCAGUCCUACACCUGUGAAAUCGACUCUCUCAAGGGCACUAAUGAGUCUCUGCUGCGCCAGAUGAGAGAAAUGGAGGACAGAAUGGGCCGGGAAGCCUCUGGCUACCAGGAUACCAUUGCACGGCUGCAGGAAGACAUUGCCAAGAUGAAGGAUGAUAUGGCUCGCCACCUGAGGGAGUACCAGGACCUCCUCAAUGUGAAGAUGGCUCUUGAUAUCGAAAUUGCCACCUAUCGCAAGCUGCUGGAGGGAGAGGAGAGCAGGAUCACCACCACUAUGCCUGUCCAGUCUGCCUAUUCUUCCAUUGGAUUCAGAGAGACCAGUCCUGAAUCCCAGCGUGGAUCAGAGGUUCACUCCAAGAAAACUGUUCUUAUCAAGACUAUUGAGACCCGCGAUGGAGAGAUGAAAUAUUCCAUGAGCCAGGGUGCUAGUGCCCAGUGUGUUGUCAGCGAGUCAACACAGCAUCAACAGGACAUCAUGUAAAGAGACAACAUGAAAUGAAAAAUAAUAAAAUAUGAACAAAUAUAGAAACUGUUUCUUACCAUUACUAUAAGAAAAGAUAAGCUGAGCCGAUGUUUGUAGGCAGAAUUAAUAAUGUAAGCUUCAAGUUAUGAACAUAAUUUUAAUCGAUUGUAUUCAUCAUAAAAUAGAUGCAGGCAGGUUGCCUUUAGCCUGGUUUUAAAUGAAUAGCAUUCCAGGAUUUUAAACUUUUUUAGCAUUACUUUAUAUUUCAGAAAAGCAUUCGACUUUGCUAUUUCUCAUCUCUGCAUUUCCAUUUUAACAAGUUGUUUUGGUUCAGCAUAAUAAGGGAGGUUUCUGAGCUUCAAGAAGGAUCAGCGAGCCCGAAACACUGUGGUCAAACAUAAUACUGAAAGGAGAUAUUUUCACUGUGCAUAUUCCAUUAUUUGUUUUAGCACAAAUAUGAACAUAUGAUCAGUUAGGGACAAAUGUUGUUGCAAAUUUAAUGAAUGUGUCAGGUUGGAUUUAAAGAACAUAUAUAUUUUAAAAAAAAUUGAACUAAGAGGGAACUCAGUCAUGUUUAAAGGUCGAGCUUAGCUGCAUGUGUUUAGUGCUUGUGAAUGAGAAGGUAAAAAUGGUUUGAUGUUUCACUCCAAAUAAACCUCAGUGGAGAUGUCCAAAA
This is a messenger RNA of Xiphophorus maculatus (southern platyfish), 2244 nucleotides long. RefSeq names its product desmin-like (gene desma). Gene Ontology annotation, biological process: skeletal muscle organ development. NCBI's taxonomy places the organism in Eukaryota, Metazoa, Chordata, Actinopteri, Cyprinodontiformes, Poeciliidae. Gene Ontology annotation, cellular component: cell-cell junction; sarcolemma; intermediate filament. The transcript has 11 exons. The coding region runs from base 120 to 1586 and encodes 488 amino acids. The record is from RefSeq and is a predicted model, not a curated record.